CAUUUGGCACAAAAAGCCAAACACAACGGUGGCAAGUAGAAACCUUUCCAGCUCUGUUUCACCCUUCUCAUUGCCUAUCACUCUUUUACACAGUUCCCCCUCUUUAACUCUUGCUCACAUUCUCUUAGCAUUUUCGUAACAACACUAAAAAGGAAUGUCACUACCUGUCCGAAUAUAGACCCGUUCACUUGUAAACCAUGCCCAUUCCCUGUUUUCUCCGCCAUCUCUGGACCACUCUAUCCAUCCUCUCUUCUUUCGCACCUAACAUCACUGCAUCUCUUCUUCACUUGUUUCUUUUCUGUCUCUGAGUUGAAGUGGAACCUUUCGCUCUUCGCUCUUCGCUAUUCGCUGUUCUUCCUUCCAAGUGAUAUGGAUGUAAAGAAACAUGUUUUAUCAGAGCAAUUGUUACCAAGGGGAAAGGUGUUUUCUAGGCUGGGCUGGGGGUUGGUAGCCUCCGUUAUUGUAAUCACGGGACUCUUGCUUAACAACUCUCUUAAGGGUCCUCUUGUGUGGUCUUUGUUUCAAGGCUCUUAUAGUGUUAGCAAUGCCACCGUUUCACUUCAUUCCUCUUUUCCACUUUCUUCUUCUCCUACUCCUCGUCCUUCUGUUUCCCUUACUAAUGCCACUGAGGAACUGCAGAAGCCUUUGGAUACUGAGAAAAAUAUUGAAACUUACAAUCGGGCAAAGGUUGGUGAAAAGCAAGAUUUUUCAGAGGAGAACGAGGAUGAUGGGGUGGAUAUUGAUAUAGAGGAAACCCAGUUGGGGAAUGCUGAUGAGGGGGCUGAAAAUAGAAACUUUGAUGCUGAAGGAGGAGGAAGGAUUCAACAGGCAGCCCAAGAUGUAAAUGGCUCGGUUGUUCCUGAAAAUGGAAACCUUCUAGGCUCAAAUGGAGAUGGAGUGAUAUUGGAUAAAACCCAGUUGGGGAAUUUCUCUGAGACAGUAAAUAAUGUAAGUUUGGUUGGUGAAAAUGUGAACGCCAAUAAAGUUAUUGAAGGGGAAUUUGUUGAUAAUCCCGGUGAUGCUAAUACUGUGAACCCAGAAAACAACAAUGUGGACAAUUUGUCAAAUAAUGGGGAAGUUGUUGGGCUUUCUGUUGGAGAAGACAAGGAUAUGGAACUGACUGAUCAAGGAAAUUUGGUUGUGGAAAAUAAAACCAUAAACUGCCCCGGUGCUGAUCCUCAAGUUGUGGAAGGACCUAAUGGUUCUUUUGAGACUUGUGAUUUCUUUGAUGGUAGGUGGGUCAGGGAUGAUCGUUCGAAGCCAUAUUAUCGUCCAGGUUCUUGUCCUUACAUUGAUAGAGAUUUUAAUUGUCAGCGCAAUGGAAGGCCUGAUAAUGGCUACAUUAAAUGGAGAUGGCAGCCAAACAGAUGUGACAUACCAAGGCUGAAUGCAACUGAUUUUCUGGAGAGACUGAGAGGAAAGAGGCUAGUUUUUGUCGGGGAUUCCCUGAAUAGGAACAUGUGGGAGUCUAUGGUAUGUAUUCUUCGCCGUAGCAUCAAGAAAAAGAAAAGAGUUUAUGAAAUUUCUGGAAGGAGCGAUUUCAAAAAGAAGGGUUUUUAUGCUUUCAGGUUUGAGGAUUAUAAUUGCUCGGUGGACUUUGUUGCUGCCCCAUUUCUUGUUAAAGAAUCAUCUUUCAGGGGAGAAAAUGGAUCAAUUGAGACACUCAGAUUGGAUUUGAUGGAUCCAGCAACUUCAAUGUAUCAUGAUGCUGAACUCAUGGUCUUCAAUACAGGUCAUUGGUGGACCCAUGAGAAAACUUCCAAAGGAGAAGCCUAUUACCAAGAAGGUGACUAUGUUUACCCACGACUCAAAGUCCUGAAAGCUUAUCAAAAGGCACUCACCACCUGGUCCAGAUGGAUAGACAAGAACGUUGAUAGCAGUCGAGCUCAGAUUUUCUUCAGGGGAUAUUCAGUCACUCAUUUCCGGGGAGGCCAGUGGAACUCUGGUGGAAAAUGUCACCAGGAAACAGAGCCCAUAUCUAAUGAAACUUACUUGACAAAGUACCCUUCCAAAAUGAGAGCUGUAGAACUUGUGCUUCAAAAAACCAAAACUCCAGUUAUAUAUCUGAACAUAAGCAGGCUUACAGACUACAGAAAAGAUGCGCAUCCUUCUAUUUACAGAAGAGAAUAUAAGACGGAAGAAGAAAGGAAUGCUGCAGUGCGAGUUCAAGAUUGCAGUCAUUGGUGCUUGCCUGGAGUACCUGACACUUGGAAUGAGUUGCUAUAUGCGUCACUGCUGAAGGCUGGAAGGGGAAUUUGGAGAAAGUGAGCAAUGUUCACUGCUGAAGGCUGGAAGGGGAAUUUGGAGAAAGAGAGCAGUGUUUGUAUAAAAGCUAGAGGACCCAAAAUGCUGUUCUUUUAGAAAUAUCCUAUAAUUUGGAUGUAUUCUAAGGCUUUAGUAUGUUCAGGAUAGCAUAUUGAGUUGGUGUGAAGAAGGCAAAUGUAAAGUCCCUAAUCAGUAUCUAGAUUGGCAUUUCAAGUUUGAAACAGUAAAGUUUUUUAAUUCUUUUUUGUCUUGGUCUGAAAGCAAAAACCUUGAAUUCUACCAGACCGCAGCUGAAAACCAUUAUUUUAGUGGAAAUCCCCAUUUGCGACUCUGUUUAUUCUCUACUUCAA
This is a messenger RNA of Theobroma cacao (cacao), 2615 nucleotides long. Its product is annotated as protein trichome birefringence-like 2. Gene Ontology annotation, cellular component: Golgi apparatus. Gene Ontology annotation, molecular function: O-acetyltransferase activity. The record is from RefSeq and is a predicted model, not a curated record. Lineage: Eukaryota; Viridiplantae; Streptophyta; Magnoliopsida; Malvales; Malvaceae.